Molecule: messenger RNA, 558 nt
Organism: Pyricularia oryzae 70-15
Lineage: Eukaryota; Fungi; Ascomycota; Sordariomycetes; Magnaporthales; Pyriculariaceae
Exons: 1
Coding region: 1-558 (185 amino acids)
Source: RefSeq, a predicted model, not a curated record
AUGGCCAUGUCCUUGGAGAAGGCGCUUCUCAUGGAUACAACCCAGUGGACCGUGGUCACCAUCGCAAAUACCGUUUUCGAGGACUACGUCCUGGGCGAUAUCCUUGAAGACACUCUUGAUCGACUCGAACGGCAGGCAAUGGAGAUCGAAGGGGUUGAUUAUGACCAACAAGGACACGAGGCGGCCGCACAGAACCUUAGAGACCGCAUUUGCCGGGUCUGCGAUGCGGGGCUGCCGACCGAGCUUUUGCGGGAUAUUCACUGCAAGAACGACUUCAUCAUCUGCAUGAUCCUAGAGAAGCUUCCCAGCGUCAUUAAUGGGCGGUUGGACCUAUUGGCCCAGACCAACUACGUCUGCGUGAGCCCAAAAGACAUGGUCAUGGAGCUUAUGGGAAAUAUUCACGAGGAGCUGAGUGACGAAUUCGGGAACGACUUUUCGCUGCUUCCCCAAGUUGGAGAGCAAUACCGCAACGCAACAGGGAUUGUUCUCCGCUCGGGGAAAAAGCUCUGGACCGGAGUUGGACAAGUGCGGGCAGUCGUCUGGGGAGAUUCCCCAUAA